AUGGCCAGUCUGCAGUCUACUUUUCCCAAUAACAAUACGACCAGCGGCAAGGACAGUAAUAAUACUCCUGAUAUCCAUCCCAACUAUACCCUCCACAGCCCCACCUCCGCACCCCUAGCGACAGCAAGGGAGGACGAAGCUACCCCUUCCCGUUCUCGUCCAACGUCCACCGUCAACCACCUCAUAAUUCCCUGCCGUGACGUCGUGAAGCCCAAGGAAGCCUCUGACCAGCGCCAGCGCGGCAUAAGCACCUCAUCGAAGACGGCGGCGGCGGCAGCAGCUGCUGCAACGAUAGCAAUUGGCAAUAACAAUAACGAGAACUAUGAAGAUGUAACGGAACUCGUCGACCUCGCCCCGCUCCCGGCAUCAGAUCACAGCGACGAUCAUGAUCGUGACACCGCCCGCAAUCGCAAUAACAAUAAUAAUAUUGAUAUUGAUAACGAUAAUGGCAACGGCAGUAACCACAGCAGUCCAUCUUCGGCAUCAUCGAUCUCUUCAGGCUCCGUGCGCCUGGUUGUCCAACGUACACGAAGCACACAGCGGUCGGGCACAUCCGGUGACAGCGUGGAAAAUAUGGGUAGCAACACGGGCAUCCUGGGGGGAGUGAAGAGAUUCUGGUUUCGGCAUGUUUCGAUGACAGUGCCACGGAGACAGAACAGGGAUCAUUUUGUUAUAUGUUUCUCUCUGCGUCCACUUUGCCGAAGAGGCUGGCCAGCUUUGGUGAUCCCCAAAAAUGAGCCGGCCAGCUCUAGUAGCAAGCACGCCAUCCAUCAGAGCAUAAAAAGCAAAAGAACUCCAUUCCAUCCCUGCCCCUUGGACCAUGUCCAAAAGUUUGGUUUUCAUGAGCUUUAUGUUUUGGCUUCUGGAGAAGCCCUCGAACGGACUUUCCUAGCCUACAUCCGCACAUCCCUCGCCUUCGCCUUCCAAGGCGCCCUCAUAGCCCAGUUAUUCAGCCUGCAGAACAGGCAAGAUCAAGACGAUACGCCGUUCGGGUUCCACGCCGUCGGCAAGCCGCUGGCCUGUGGGUGUCACGCCUGUGCGAUAGCGGUUGCCGCUGUGGGCUCGUACCGCUUCUGGAGGCAGCAGAACGCCCUGGCGCGAGGCAAGGUGCAUGCCGGCGGUUGGGAAUUGGGCGUUUCUGGUGCUUGUGCGGCUGGGAUAAUCGCGGCGGCAUUUGUGCUAGUGGUGUUGAUAACUGCCAGAAAAUAA
Messenger RNA from Histoplasma mississippiense, 1209 nucleotides. RefSeq lists its product with no specific name. The transcript is spliced from 4 exons. The record is from RefSeq and is a predicted model, not a curated record. NCBI's taxonomy places the organism in Eukaryota, Fungi, Ascomycota, Eurotiomycetes, Onygenales, Ajellomycetaceae. The coding region runs from base 1 to 1209 and encodes 402 amino acids.